UCUGAUCACUCGUGUCACAUUCUCUUAUUUCAAAACUCAAUAUCAUGUCUGGUCGCGGUAAAGGAGGCAAAGUAAAGGGAAAGUCAAAGACCCGUUCAAACCGUGCUGGACUCCAGUUCCCAGUUGGUCGUAUCCAUCGUAUGUUGCGUAAAGGAAACUACGCAGAACGUGUUGGUGCUGGUGCUCCAGUCUACCUCGCAGCUGUCAUGGAAUAUCUGGCCGCUGAAGUUCUCGAGUUGGCAGGCAACGCUGCUCGUGACAACAAGAAGACUCGUAUCAUCCCACGUCAUCUUCAAUUGGCCAUCCGUAACGACGAAGAGUUGAACAAACUUCUCUCAGGAGUCACCAUCGCUCAAGGUGGAGUCUUACCUAACAUCCAAGCUGUCUUGUUGCCCAAGAAAACCGAAAAAAGCAGCUCUUAAAUUGAACAUCAAUUCAAAUAAAAAACAAAACGGCCCUUUUCAGGGCCACUAAAUAUUUUAAAACGAAAGAAUCUUAUUCAAGUUGAUAAUCAACUAAAAUUUUAAAAUUAAUUCAAUCCCUGUAAUA
Molecule: messenger RNA, 549 nt
Organism: Microplitis demolitor
Lineage: Eukaryota; Metazoa; Arthropoda; Insecta; Hymenoptera; Braconidae
Product: histone H2A
Exons: 1
Coding region: 45-422 (125 amino acids)
Cellular component (GO): nucleosome
Molecular function (GO): protein heterodimerization activity; DNA binding; structural constituent of chromatin
Source: RefSeq, a predicted model, not a curated record